GUGGCUGUUUAUAAAUUAUUAGUAAAAUAAUAAUUAAUAUGGUAUCUUGUAUGAUUAUAAAUUUAAUUUGAAUUAAUCUUAGAGUUUUAAGUGUAGUUGGUAUUGGACGUCAUGCUUAUCUUAUGUUGUGACUGCUGCAAGGAUACUAAUAUAAUAAAACUAAAUGUUUUGUUAUCAAGAUUAACUCGACUUUGAACUUAGUAAUAUUAUGUUAAUCUAGUACACUUUACGUGGAGUCUAGGUGCACGAGUGGAUAAGGAUUUAAUGUUAAUUAUUACAUUUUUAAGUAAUUUAUAAUAAUGUCACGGUAUGGAAAGUUUGGACCGCUCAUUGGGGCAAUAGAUGAAGGCACUUCAAGUGCCCGAUUUAUUAUUUUUAAAGUAAAUUCUUGUGAAGUUAUCGCUUCUCAUCAGAAGGAAUUGGCGCAAAAUUUUCCACAAGAAGGAUGGGUUGAACAAGAUCCUUGUGAAAUUCUAAGUGUUGUUAAAACUUGUAUAAACAAAGCCGUGGAACAAUUGAUAUCCUUAGGAGGCUUCCCAAAAGAUAUAAUUGCAGUUGGUGUGACAAAUCAAAGAGAAACAACUAUAGUAUGGGACAAAAUAUCUGGUCAACCACUUUACAAUGCCAUUGUGUGGUUGGAUAUGCGAACUUCUUCAACUAUUGAUAAACUCUUAGAUUUGGUGCCCAACAAGACAAGAAACAAAAAUUAUUUAAAGCCAUUAUGUGGCCUGCCAAUGUCCCCAUACUUCAGUGCAGUUAAAUUAAGAUGGCUUGCUGAUAAUGUGGAUGCUGUCAAACAAGCCAUGAAGAAUGGGUCAUGUUGCUUUGGAACAGUUGAUACAUGGUUAAUAUGGAAUUUAACAGGUGGUGUAAAUGGAGGCAAACACAUAACAGAUGUUACGAAUGCAUCAAGAACAAUGCUAAUGAAUAUAGAAACUCUAAAUUGGGAUCCUCUUUUGUUGAAAUUUUUUGAAGUACCAGUGUCUGUACUACCACAGAUUAAAUCUAGCUCAGAGAUUUAUGGUUACAUAGCGGAAGGCCUUCUCAGAAGUAUACCAAUAUCAGGAUGCCUGGGAGACCAACAGGCUGCUCUUGUUGGCCAAAUGUGUAUACAAAAAGGGCAAGCCAAAGCCACAUAUGGGACUGGAUGUUUUGUCCUCUACAACACUGGCGAUGUGAGAGUGAAUUCUAGUAAAGGUUUACUCACAACAGUAGCUUAUCAGUUGGGCAGGAACAAUCCUCCUUGCUAUGCACUAGAAGGAUCGGUAGCCAUAGCGGGUGCUGCUCUUGGUUGGCUAAGAGAUAAUAUGGGUAUGAUAGAAAACGCACAGGACUCACAGGAAAUGGCUGAAAAUGCCACAGAGAAUGGAAGUGUAGUGUUCGUACCUGCUUUCAGUGGAUUGUAUGCACCUUAUUGGAGGCAGGAUGCUAGAGGGGUGAUAUGCGGAAUCACCGAAGAUACAAACUCAAACCAUAUAAUCAAGGCUGCAUUGGAAGCUGUCUGUUACCAAGUUCGAGAUAUCCUUGAUGCUAUGAAUGAAGACUGUGGAAUGCCCUUACAAUUACUGAAGGUUGACGGUGGCAUGACAUCCAACUCAUUAAUGAUUCAAAUGCAAGCUGAUUUGAUUGGUAUCAACGUGAUAAAAGCUGGUUUUACCGAAAGCACGGCGUUGGGAGCUGCGCUGGUCGCUUACUGGGGUCUAGACAGUAUCACCCAGGUUUCUACCAUCGAUAUGGAGAGUGGUGUCAUGUAUUCACCGAAAAUUACCGAAGACGAGCGCGACAUGCGGUACAAACAAUGGAAAAUGGCUGUUGAGAGAUCUCUCGGCUGGGAACAGAAUUAGUGUCACAGAUAACACGCCUUUGUGGUCAAAAAUAUUUAUUUCAGAUAAUUUAAUUUAAGAUUACUGUUGAGUUGAGUUAAUAAUAACCAAUGUAUAUCCAAGUUGCAAAUAUUGAGAGAUCUCGCUCUAUUUGUUCUAAAAAUGUAUUAUUUUAAGGAUUAUAUAAAUUAUACAUAGGUAUAAAUAGCAUGAUCAAAAAUGGUAAAUGAAGUUUAUAAAAUCAAUCUGAAAGUUCGACGUUUCUAGCUACCUUACAUGUAUAGUAGCAACAUGGCACUCAUGGAAUCAUAUAAGAUAUGAUAAUUUAUCUUGAUAUUUUUGAUUUAUAUAUGAUAAAUAAAAUAUCCUUAUUAUAUAUUUACAUGAACACUUAUUAUACUAAUAAUUACCUACAAAAGUAUAAUACAUUAUAGUUUCUAUACUUAUACAUACACUAGCUGAUCCAGCAAACGUUGUAUUGCCGAUAUUAAAAUCGCGAUACAAAAGUAACUGUUGAUCUUAGAUGGGUGAAAAUUUGAAGUUGUAUGUCUUUUUUAAUGCUGACGCAUAAUCAAACAAAUUUAAAAAAAAAAAGUGAAAUAAAUUAAAAAAAAAUCGUAACAUUUAGGGGGAUGAAAAAUAGAUGUUGUCCGAUUCUCAGACCUACCCAAUAUGCACUCAAAAUUUCUUGAGAAUCGGUCGAGCCGUUUCGAAGGAGUUUCACUACAAACACCGCGACAUGAGAAUUUUAUAUAUUAGGUGAUAAUUUAUCUUGAUAGUAUUGGUUAAUAUAUGAUAAAUAAAAUAUCCUUAUUAUAUAUUUACAUGAACACUUAUUAUACUAAUAAUUACCUACAAAAGUAUAAAACAUUAUAAUUUCGAUACUUAUACAUACAUUAUAUCUUGUCUGUUUACUUCAUGACAAUUACCUCCUCUUAUUCUUUCCACUGCGAUAUUUAUUGUGUUAAGUAGUUUUGAGAAUAAAACAAAUUAAAUUUAUAACAAAAAUUGAUGAUAACUGAUUGGCAAAUAAUUUUUGUCGUCAAUGGAUAUCCUAGUUACAUUGAUUUUAACGACAAGUUGUGUACAAUAUUUUUUAAAGUAAUAGAAAUUGUAUUAUCUUUAAUUACUUAUAAUGUACUGAAUAUUAAAGAAAAAACUUGAAAUGAAUCCAUAAAAAUUUACAGCAUAGCCUGUGGCGACAAUGAGAUUUUAUAUGGAGAGAGUGAUGAGGUCAAUUAAGUUACCAAUAAAUAAAUUAUUCGUUAUGGAAUUGUUUAUACUUAUAUAAUAGAAAUACAGCGUAAGACAUAAUAAGACUAUUCUUGUGACAACUAUACCUGUUUUAUACCUACAGUUAUAAAAUGUUAAAACGCCAAUAUUAGUUAAUAGUUGAUAUUUUUAUAUUGAGCUUUUGUUGUUGUGAGAACAUGAUUAUGUACAAAGAAUAGUUGAUUGAAGCGUCUAUAUCUAUAAAAAUAAAUAGUAAUUCUACUAAAUACGUCUUAAUGUUAACACUGUUCUUAAGCAUAAGAAAACAAAAAUUUACCUUCAUUUAGUUUAUUUCGUAUUAUUUGCGGAACAGCUGCACUGAUAUUGAGGGGACGUUCACUGGCGGAUAGCUCAUUACAACAUGAGCUAUAAAUCUUUAAUGACGAUUACGCGAAAAAAAAUGAAAUUGUAAACAAAUUCAUAUUCAAUUGUCAGAUUACCUAACUGUAGCCCCAAAUCAUGGGCGGCUGAUUAAUGUACAGGUAACGCGUGAGUUGAAUGCAGAGUUCAGGAAUGCGAUAGUGAUGUGACCUAAUUAUAAUCGAUGACCAUAAUCAUGAGUGUGUCGAUAAAUAUAAACAAUACUGCAAGUUUACCAUUUUAACCUAAUAAUUAAAUCUCAAAAUUUUAUUCUGCCUUUCUUUAACACACAUGUCUAAAACGUUCUUCGCCAUUUCACGUGCUUGGCGAUGAUUAAAAACUCGAACGGAACCUAAUGGACUCGGAUCUGUUUAUUAGUCAGGUAUCGGUCAGAUUAUUCAAAUAAAAAAAAUACAUGGAAUCGAAACUUUAGUAUUAAGCGACGACUACGGCACAGCACUACACUGAAAGCGCGCGAGGCGAGGCGUGCAUACAGCGGGGGGAGAUACUACCGCUCCUUACCUCAGGAGCCCUACUACCAAAAUCGGAAUACGAAGUUUCGGUUGCCGGAUCGUACAUUUAUUGCUAUUACGAAAGUUUCGGAUCCGAAGAUUCUUAUUCAAAAUUAAUUUGACAUUUGCUUUAUCGUUGUUUGUCAUUAUUAUGAUCGUAACUACGACUCCACUUUUUAUAUUAAUGUCUAUUGUUCCGAAACGAAUUGCGUCCGCACUAUUCGGAUCCGAAAAACUUUGGUAAAAGGAUUUAAUUCGAAGUUCUUCGUUCUUUCGUUAAGGACCGAAACUACGGCUUUCGAUUUUGGUGAUAGACCUCCAGGCCCCGGCUGCAUUCAACUCGCGCGCUGACUGUACGUGUAAUUAAAAACUAAUUAACAUUAUAUUAAACACAUAUCACAUACUUCCUAAUAUACUGAUCACAAGGAAGCUAAUUUUUUAAAUAAGUAUUUUAUUUAGUUUAUUGUUGAUUUUAUAGAGUUAAAGACUUAAUUGUUUUUUUUUGUUACAUAAAAUGGGAACAUUGUGUUUGUUAUAAUGAAAUGUAGUAAUUAUUUUAGUACUAGUAUUAUUUGUAAUUUAUAUAUUAGUGGUAAGAGAAACUAAGCUGUUUAGGUUCUAUUACAAAGCAUAGUCUUAAUUAAAUCUUUGUUUAACUUCCUUCUAAGCCAAGCUUAUCUCUAGUAUAAGUCAGUAAAAUAAAGCUGACAUGUCAAUAGCGUAGAUAAUUAUUUAUUUAUGUGUCUAGAUAUACUGCUGUAAACACCUCGAAAAUAAUAGAGGUGAACUGUUAAGUUCUAUCUUCAGCAAACACACGCAUACUACAACAAAUCGCGAGUGUAAGAUGUAGUUGACAUGCACACUAAUGUAAUAAAAUGGCCUGGUGUCAUGCGUCGCCUUACAGUAAGUGGCUCUAUCUAGACAUUUAAAUUAGUUCAAUAGUUAUCACUCCUAUGCAGUUAUAAAAUGUGUGUGUGUACUUAUGUAUGCACAUAUACUUCUUUGGCCUAACAAAGCAAAAAUACCUAAAAUUAUUUAUUCCUCUUGCUAUUCUACGUUUGUAGAAAGAACAAUAUUGUAAAAAUCUUGUUACAAUGGCUUUGACAAUGAAUUAUUAAAUUACGAAUGCGGCUGUAACAGCUAUAGGGCUUGAACCCUUUGCCUAUCCUAAUAAUGGACGAAGAAACCAAAAAAAAACAGAAAGUAACGAAUGUCGCAAACGUCAGAAAAUUUUAGAAACCAACUUCAACCUGUUACUUUUGUGUAACAGUGAUGCGCGCGCAUCUUAAAAUUUCACUCUAAUAUCUAACUUCAAUAAUAUUUCAAAAUACUAUUAAUAUCAAAACAAUUACUAUCUCUACAAGUUCAUAAGUUUGCCCGCGUGCGAGAGAGAUGAACCGAUUUGUCAUGGUAUAGUUAGCAUAAUCUAUUUGUCUAUUGAUAAAACCGCAUAUUCAUAUAUGUCUUGUACAACAAACGUAAUAUUAUUUUGAUGUGAUAUAUAAUAUAACAGACGUUGUAUAUUUAGCAGAUAUUUCUCCAUUUCUUACGAUUUUAACGGCCUAGUUUUAGUGACAUUAUAAUUUAACGGGUACACUGAAAUUGUAAGACAAUGAUAUUUAGAAAAUUUUAGUGGUCGUUAGUUUAUGAGGACGUCUCUGAUUGGUCAGGAAACAAAUUGUAUUAAUUGUAUAAGUUUUUUAGUAUCAACUAAUUGUUAUCAAAUUGAAUCGGCCUUUGUUCAUUAGUAGGUCCCAAAAACAAAUUUAGACUAUUGACCACAACGUACGAGCCGAGCGUAGCGUGCCGCGGCAGCGGCCGUCGAGUGCUAUAACCGAAUUAACCCUUGUUCACUACUAUUUCGAUACUAAUUUCAGAUGGAAAAUUGCAGAUACGCUACAAUGUACUAUUUUUGCUUUGCAAAUUGCGUAUGAAAAAAAUUUGACCAAUCAGAACGCUCGACGUCUCACACUGCUAACUUCAUUUGUAAUAUACCUAGAUUUAUUAUAAUAUCACUAUAGUGUACCCGUGGCAUUAAAAUGUCACUAAAACCAGGCCGUUAAAUUGUAAGAAAUUAACGGCCGUUUACAAUAACGUAUCUCUAGUUACGGAUAUAUUGCUAUCACCGUUUAAUGACAAGAUCUUAUCUAUCGAUAAUUAUUUCCAAGUAAGUUAAACUAAGGAUAGAAAGGUUAUUGAAAAUGGCCGUAAGUCGAUUAACAUUCUACCGGUCAAUUAUAAUAUUAUCACUAGUGAAAUUAUAAUAUCACGGCUUUGACAAUAUACCUACGACAUAUAUAUGAAACUCAUCAAUGUAAAACUAGUGACUAGUUUGACGUUAGCAUUUUUACAUAAGUAUCUACUACAAGACCACAUUAUCUCUGGACCUCACUGGAACAUAAAGCCCCCUCCCGUUCCCUUUUCACCCCCUCGCGCUUGUUCUAUUGCUUCAGUACGGUUUAAUGUUUAUUACCGUUAGGUACAUGUGAUAUUUUUGUGCUAUCACUGCUUUGUUUUUGAAGUAUUCAUUGUUACGUUUUGACUUUUUUUGUUAAUAGUUCUGUAGUUUCUGUUGUUCUGUGUCGCUAUAAUAGUACUGCGGGUCUACCAUGAACUCUUAUUGCGAUUCAAUUGACAACCUAAAAUGUACUGGUUUGCUAUUUCGUACCACUACGUGAUUAGAGCUAUCUAAUUUAGGUUGACGUCAAAUCAACUGAUUAAAUCGCAAUGAUGUCAAUUGAAUGUCAAAAAUGAUAUCAAUUGAAUUGCAAACUGAUUUAGUUCGUUCAUUCAUUCGUACCAUGAGGUAAUAUUUGAUAUUUCAAUCUAAACUAGAUAGCUUAUGUGUCAAAUUCAAAUAUUUUUAUUCAAAAUAGAAUUCAAAAUCACUUAUUAUCAUUAAACGUCAAAAACUGCCACCUAUUCAAAACAGAAAUUCAAAGUGAGCGAUUCGAAAAAAGUUGCUACUUCCUUAGAGGAAAUUGAAUCGUGUUGUUAAAUAACUUUUAAAAAAUAGUGAAAACAUACCGAGAAGGGAAAUUUUAUUGAUGAAAGAUGAGAUGAGAAUACUUUAUUAGCCUUUUUUGUAAAACAAAAUGCUGAAAAUAAAUACCAAAAAUUUAAAUACUAAAGACGAGGUAGUAAGGGCCCGGGCUAUAGCCUGUUCGCAAGAAAUAAUUAAAAAAAAUGUACUCUGUGGUCCUGUCAAAUCAAACAUCAAUGGAAGUGCGUUUAUAACUCGUUAUUUUUACGAAAACACCCAAGCAUACAUUUAAUUUGUAAUUAAAAUAAAUAUAUUUCUUUAUAUUACUAUUAUUUAAUAGGUACAAAAAAGGGCUUAAUGGUUUAUAAUUUGACGCUAUAAAGCGCAAUUUUAAAAUGUAUUUUUAGUAUUUUCUACGCAAAAAAUCCGCUAAAAUCAUGUCAUUUUAGGUUGCGAAACGCAACGCAUAUGGUUCGAGCAAGAGAGACAAACUUAUGCAACGACUGUAGACCGUCAUCUCUUUUUCACACCGCAGACCACAAACUUUAUUUCGUUCAUUCUUCAUAAGCGAUCCAAACGCCAUUCAGUAAAAGGCAUUUUAUGGUACGAAUUUUAGUGAUUCAGAUUAGGUACCUAAACUGAACUACAUUGGAAUCGCAUCGCUUAUUAAAAGUUGAUGGUAGGCCCUCUGUUAGAGAAAUAAAUACUUCUUUUUUUAACUUAA
Leptidea sinapis is the source of this 7674-nucleotide messenger RNA. It is a transcript of the gene Gk1, whose product is annotated as glycerol kinase-like. The coding region runs from base 300 to 1844 and encodes 514 amino acids. Gene Ontology annotation, molecular function: glycerol kinase activity. Gene Ontology annotation, biological process: glycerol metabolic process; glycerol-3-phosphate biosynthetic process; triglyceride metabolic process. The transcript is spliced from 8 exons. The record is from RefSeq and is a predicted model, not a curated record. Gene Ontology annotation, cellular component: mitochondrion. NCBI's taxonomy places the organism in Eukaryota, Metazoa, Arthropoda, Insecta, Lepidoptera, Pieridae.